Molecule: messenger RNA, 4934 nt
Organism: Platichthys flesus (European flounder)
Lineage: Eukaryota; Metazoa; Chordata; Actinopteri; Pleuronectiformes; Pleuronectidae
Product: PKc_LIMK_like_unk domain-containing protein
Exons: 10
Coding region: 215-1210 (331 amino acids)
Biological process (GO): actin cytoskeleton organization; protein phosphorylation
Cellular component (GO): cytoplasm; nucleus
Molecular function (GO): ATP binding; protein serine/threonine kinase activity
Source: RefSeq, a predicted model, not a curated record
CAGCCUGGACUCACUGCACACCCACAGCACAGAGAGUUGCAGCACAGAGAGCUGUUUUCUAUUUCCUGCACACACACAGUACACAGAUAUAUGAUGCAUCAUACUUCUUCAGCAGUUUAAAACUCAGCCUAUUCUUUCUUCCAUCCACAACAGCACCUGGGACUUAAUCUAUUUUCUGCACAGAGACCUCAGCGUGUGUUCCAUCGUCCACAGGAUGCAUAUGAAUAGCUUAUUAAAUCAAUGGAUGGACAUCUCCAGUAUGUGUGAUGUGGAUGUGUCCCCAGAGCCCACCAGUCCCACCCUGUACGGAGAGUCUUCAGACAAGUACUACAAUGUGGACCGCUGGCAGAAGCUCCGCACUGCUGUUCGUAAACUGGAGUUCUGGGAAAACUUUACUGCCGAGCUAAUUGGAAGUGGCUUUUUCUCCAAAGUCUACAAGGUGAUGCACAGCACCAGUCGGAAGGUGAUGGUGGUCAAGAUCUACAAAAAUGACGUGGACCAGGACAGCAUCGUACGAGAGAUCAGCCUUUUGCAGAAACUCUCCCACCCCAACAUUGUCAGAUAUCUGGGAAUCUGUGUCAAAGAAGACAAACUGUAUCCUAUCCUAGAGUACGUCAACGGUGGCUGUCUGGAGGAGCUUCUGGCCAGGAAAGAUGUGCCACUGUGCUGGAGAGAGAAGGUGGACCUGGCCUGUGACAUAAGCAGAGGAAUGAUCUACCUGCACUACAAGAACAUUUACCACAGAGACCUCAACUCAAAGAACUGUCUGAUCCGGGUGUCGUCUCGGGGACGGGAGGCCCUGGUGACGGACUUUGGCCUCGCCAGGGAGGUGGUGGAUCUGCCAGUUAAAGAUCCCGGCAGGAAGCUCUCAUUGGUGGGCUCAGCCUUCUGGAUGGCCCCUGAGAUGCUCCGAGGGGAGCCAUACGACCGCAAGGUGGAUGUUUUCUCCUUCGGCAUCAUGCUUUGUGAGAUUCUGGCCAGGAUUUCUGCUGACCCAGAGAUUCUACCCAGGACUCAGGACUAUGGGCUGAAUGUGAACACAUUCAAGGAGAUAGUGAGCGACUGUCCUCAGCGACUCCUGGACCUGGCAGCCAGCUGCUGUAUGUUGGAGCCUUUCAGACGGCCAGCCUUCACAGAGCUGCUGGAUGAGCUGGGUGAAGUCGCUGAGACCCUCGAGCCACCGCCCAAAUCUGACCUGAGCACAAGCUGAACGGUCAGGAAAGCCCACCUAUUCAGCAUCAGGACCGGAGGGUCUGAGGUUUAUCGCCACUGUCUUGAGAGGAAACUGGACUGAAUCUGAGUAAAGACAGCACCCAGUCGGGUGUGCAGGCCUCUCUGGCUUCACUCUCUUCCACUGCACAACACAUGACCACAGUGGAACGCGACUUCACUGAGGUGGUGCAGAUAUACAGAUUUAGAUGUGUUUUCAGUGGAAACUAUCCUUACUUCUCAUGGACACUAUGCUUUACAUAUACAGUAAAUAGCAGUAAGGCUUGUAGGAGUGAAUAUAGAGUUUGUUCUGGUUUUGUUUGUUUGUUUUAGCUGAUGUCUUUCUUGACUAAAGCGUUAGUCUGUCUUCCUUCCUGUGUUUCUGCUAUUCUUUGUUUGAGAUUUUAUCUGUAACCAACGAGAUAGACGAUUGAGUCUGUUGAUGUAUUUUCUGCCUCCUCGGUGUGCUUAUGCAGCCCUGGACACUGCUCUUCAACAGGAAUUUGCAUUUCUUUACCGAGAAAGACUGAAAAUGCGCUGCUCUCUACCGGGACUUUGACAAAGGAAUCGCCUGACAUGAGAUAUAUUUGAUUGGACGAAAAGGUUUUCCAGAAUGCACAGCAGCAGUGGAUCUACACACAGGACUAAGGAAAUGAGCUGAAGAGAUUAUUAGUUAUUUGUAUAUGUUCUUAAUAGUUGAACUCUAGACAGAAACUUCAAACAUGCCGUCAAACUUUCAGGUUCACAGUUAAUAUUCUUGUUGGUAUCAUUAAGCUAUUUAUUAUUUCCAUAAAAGUAUUUUCACUAAUGAAAGCCUGCAACAUAUCAGCUUUACAGGAACAAAGAAGAAAAAUCUUUAGGUUGUUUGACUUUACUUAGCUUGAGUUUGUAUUUGGAUGAUGUUUUCUGCUAAGAACCAUUUCUCAACAGGAAAUCAUUAUUUUUUUUGCAUUUACGGUUCAAUGUCCUCAUACUUAUUCUGCUGUAAUUUUUCGGGAAUAUAUGUGUUAACUUUAAGCUCAGCAAGCGUGUCAAUAUUUCUUCCCUUCUCUUUUUGCUCACAAAUUUGUUGUGUUUUUUAAUUCUGCGAAAUGAUAGGGAUUGGAAGUGUCCACAAUCUCUCAAGUUUACCAGUUCUGACUAAUUUCUGGUUUGUGUAUGGUCUCACAUUGAUUUUUCAGGCAGCUACAACACAAAAUUAGCUCAGACAUGCACCUUUCAGUUACUGCCCCUAUUAAAGGGUCAGUGUGUAUGAUUUCAGGGGAUCUAUUGGCAGAAAUGGAAUAUCAUUUUAAUAGUUCUCGCUAGUGUAAACUAUUUUUGUAUAUUGCUACCUUAGAAUGAGCCAUUCAUCUCUACAUCCGGAGCAGGUCCUCUUCAAUGGAGUCCGCCAUGUUGCAACUCAGCCAAACUGCAAACUAUCACUGACCUAAAGGUCACCGUAUGCUUUGCACGCUUAAAAAACAAGGUGUAUUCAGCUUUACAUUACAUUACAUUUAGCUGACUCAUUUAUCCAAAGUGACUUACAAUAGCUGGUUGCAAUCUGCAAUGUUAACACUAGACGGCCCUAAGUCCAACACAGUAGCCCUUUAAGUUGAAUCUGUAUUUCAAUUGGCAAAAUGUAAUCUAGUUUUCAGACUUAACUACACAGGGCUGAAAAAAAAUUGUAAAAAAAAAGAUACAAGAUGAUUGAGAAAUAUACAGCAAAAUACUAUAUCUGCUGGCAGGCUUACACACUUAAAUAAUGUUGAAUUGGAAGUACGAUGUAAAGUGCCCUAAGACAAUGGAUCAUGUGAUUUGACGCUAUACAUAUAAAAUUGAAUUGAUAAACUCACCGAGGAGAAGAAGGUCUGAAAAGUAGAACAAAUUUGAAAAGCCAUUUAAAUGGCCAGUUUUGUCCAUUCAAAGUAAAUAACUGCCAGCAAAUCACAGUGACUGCAAAAUUACCUGGAUAACUAAUAUAACCAUGUUAUUCAUUGUACUGAAAUACAAAUGGAAGAAUAAAGUUUCAUCCCAAUUCAAUUAAAUGUGUUUGUGUGUAUUACUCCAUUUACACAAAAUAAAUGACUGAUACAAUCAAUUCUACACACUAUUUGUGAGAUUCCUUUUUUUCUCCAGUUGUACAUUGUGUAUAGGGCCAGUAAAACUAGCCUUAAUUCACUUUCCCAAAAUACAGUUUUUUGUGCCUAGUGACAGAGGUUUAUAGCGAGAAUGGGGCUGACAGUGAACCAAUGUAAAAACAGACGGUAUCAUUGUUCUACAGUCAUUGCAAUGUGCAUCAAUAACAUUUACUUCAUAAUGAUGAGUCAACCAAAAACCUUGAUUAUCACUAAAUAAAAACAUCUUGACUUUGAUUGUAAUUUAAUGUUAAAUAUGUGGUGUUCAUCCCAUUUGUCGGCUGCUUUUGUGAUAACAUUUCUAACUUCAGAUCUGGUCCAUGUUUGGUUGUCCCAAAAGGCUCAGAUUUAGCACUUAUCUGUGGAUGUUAAAGGGGACAUAUUAUGCCCAUUUUACCACAGUUCAUAUGGUUCCAUGGGGUGUUAAUGAAAUGUCUGUAACAUAUUUUGAUCAAAAUACCACAAGGAUCAUUUAAAACAGCACCCUUUUUACCCUGUCUAAAACAGCCCUCCUCAGAUUGACCUGUUGUGAUUGCCCCGCCCCCCUCAACCUCGUGAGCCAGGCUGCCAGAGCCCCAGCUCCCCAGCACAGCCCUGCAGUGGGAGCAGUUGGAGCAGUGGGAGCUUGAGCUGGCGCAGCAGCAGCAUCCUUCCACACUGUUGAGUCAACGAUUAGAGGUGUCCCGGGGGUCCCUUGUUUAUGCGGCCACUUAAAUGUCUGACGGGUAGCAGCUGCGAGCUAACGCUAGCUGGGCUCCACCAGCCUGGUUAGCUCGCGAGAUUGCGAGCUAACCGGGCCGGUUGAGCCUGGCUAGCAUUAGCUCGCUCGUCCAAGGCCAUGUAUAGAGACUCCUACAUGGGCAUUAUGUGACUAUGACGUUUAUUUUGUUUCUGACAUAGAGGAACGACAACAAAUCGCGGGAGUUGUUUUUUUCAAGAGUUUUUGGGAUAUUAGACAUACCAGAUACCCAAAUUAACGUGUAGAACCACUACAUAAGUGGAAUUUUCAUAAUAUGUCCCCUUUAACCACUGUCUGAAGUUAAGUGCCCUUCUGUUCUGAGCCAGUCACCUGUAACAUGCACAAAGCUGCCUUCAACUGAGGCCAAAAGUAAAAAAUUUCACCAUCACAAAUUCACCUCCCAAGUCUCUUCUGACAGUAGUUGCAUGGCCUCUUCUCUCCAUGUGAUCUCAAUACAUCCACUGAAGGUUAUUUUGUGCUGCAUAAACAAAUAAUAGCAGCAGCAAACAACAUCACAAAUGUCCAAAGAUGAAAUAGCUUGCAUGAAAAACAUGUAUACUGUAUUUGCAUCAUGUGUUCUAUAUUGUUUCUGAUUGUUUGAGUUUUUUGAGUUAUUUGAAUGUCUCAAUUUGGUAUAAAAAUUUGGUUAUUGGAUUGAAACCUGGUUACAGAGUUGUCCGUGUUGAUGUUAUUCUGUAAAAUCUCCCCCCUACGAUAGCAGCGACAGUACAGGCCCAGUGCCACAUGCUGACAUGCUAUCUCGAUACUUUCUGAACAGAAAGUACAUCUGAGGCUGAUGGGAAUGUUUUUAGUUUUGCAGUAUUCAGUCAUAAACCAAAGUAAGAAGGGGUUACAAGUCAGUUCAUACU